ACCGGCUCAAGACACUCAGAACCCACCGUGGUUCCACCCGUAAUUUGUCAGCAGUCAGGAGGACACAUACAGACACACGUGUAUCUAUCUUAUCCCCUCCAGAGUAACCAUGGACGCAGCAGAGUUCCGUCGCCGGGGAAAGGAGAUGGUUGACUUUGUGGCGGACUACCAGGAGAACAUUGAGCACAGGCGAGUGUACCCAGACGUGGAGCCCGGGUACCUGCGCUCCAUGAUCCCCUCUGAGGCCCCGCUGGAGCCUGAGAGCUACGAGGACGUGCUCAGGGACGUCGACAGGGUCAUUAUGCCCGGAGUGACCCACUGGCUAAGCCCACACUUCUAUGCCUAUUACGCAAAUUCAACUUCUUUCCCAUCUAUUUUGGCUGACUUGCUCAGUAGCGGCAUAGGAACCAUUGGCUUCACAUGGGCUGCAAAUCCAGCAUGUAGUGAGUUGGAAACAGUGAUGUUGGACUGGCUGGGCAAGAUGCUCCAACUUCCAGAAGACUUCCUUUCAGAGACACAGGGUCAGGGAGGAGGAGUCAUUCAGGGUACGGCUAGUGAAGCGACUCUGAUGGCGUUGCUUUCCGCUCGCCUCAAAACAGUGAAAUGUGUCCAAGAAUCCGAUCCUCAACGAUCAGAGGCUGACAUUAUUUCCAAACUGAUAGCCUACACCUCCGAAGAAGCCCACUCAUCAGUGGAGAAAGCCAGUAUCAUUGGCGGAGUGGUGAUAAGAAUGGUCCCAACAGAUGAGCACUUCUCUGUCAGAGCAGAGACCCUGGAGAAGAUGGUGGCUGAGGACAAGGCCACUGGAUACAUACCCUUCUUUUUCUGCGCUACCCUUGGCACGACUCCCUGUUGUGCAUUUGAUAAAAUUGAUGAACUUGGGCCCAUAUGUAAUGCAGAGAAUAUCUGGAUGCAUAUUGACGCAGCCUAUGCUGGAUGCGCUUUUAUCUGCCCAGAAUUUAGGCCUUUGUUGAAUGGCGUCGAGUUUGCAGAUUCAUUUAGCAUCAACCCCAACAAAUUUCUCUUAGUCGGCUUUGACUGCUCGGCCAUGUGGGUAAAAAAAAGCGCAGACCUAACCAGAGCUUUCCAAAUGGAUCCAGAGUACCUGAAACAUGAACACCAAGGGUCAGGUCUGGUUAAAGAUUAUAUGCAUUGGGGUAUUCCUAUGGCCAGGAGGUUCCGCUCCCUGAAGUUGUGGUUUGUGUUCCGCAUGUACGGGCUCAGAGGCCUCCAAGCGUUCAUCCGUAAGCAUGUGGAAUUGGCCAAAACAUUUGAGAAUCUGGUGAGAGGCGACAACAACUUUGAGAUCUGUGCUGAAGUAGUCAUGGGACUAGUUUGCUUCAGGCUGAAGGGUUCGGAUGAGCUGAACAAAGCCUUGCUGAAACAAAUCACCAGGACGGGGAAGAUCUACCUGGUGCCCUGCAAGCUCCGCGGACGUUUUGUUCUGCGCUUCGUCGUCUGUGGGCGGACCACCGAGCUGCGCCAUAUCCAAGAGGCGUGGAAGCACAUCACCGAGCUGUCCAGCGAGCUCCUGCAGAACCUCUUUGAUCAUGAAGGAAAGGAAAACUGACCAGUCAGGAUAGGGAAUAUGACAUCAUGGUUGCCAAAAAACUGGCAGAUGCAUUUUCAACCAGAACAGACCCAUAUAUAUUCACAGCAUUUCUCUCACAUAGCCAAGGUGCCUAUGCCAUUUUACCUACAUACCUUUACCUACCCUUUACCUUACCUACAGCACAGCACACACAAGGCUGCGAACAUGGAUCCAUAACGCAAAUUAUAUUUGCUUCAUGAUUUCCGUUGUCAUCUUCAUCUUUUGGGUGUGCGGUAAUCAACUGGCUUGGGUUGACUUUUAUAUUUACUGAGUGGCAAUUUUAAUACUUGUUGGCUUCUGUGGCGGGGUGUGUUUAGUAGGUCUGAGUCUUUAAUCAAUUGAACACUUUUUUGGGGGGCCCCUGAUCCUUUAAUGGCUAGUUAGGAUUUUUUUUCCGUCUUUUCCCCUCAAAAUUGAAAUGAAAAAAAUACAUCUAUAUAUAUGCAUAGAUGCAAAUACCUUGCAUGACUCAGGGCCUUAAUUUUUAUUCUUUAUACAUUGUCACACAAAAUCGAUUGGAUUUGUAUGUUCAACAUAUUUUCAGAUAUUGAUAACAUUCUGUUAAAUAUUAUCUCUCAUUUGAUCUUUAAUCAAAAUUUUAAUGAAAUUGUAAUAGUGUAACAAAUUGAGAGCUUUCCUUAUAGCCGAGGAGUUCUCUGUUGGUGUGGGUGUAAAAUGGACUGUAUGAAAUACAGAUCAUUCUUUAUUUUUCCAACUGGCGGGAUAGUAAUCAAGAGCCAUAGAAUAGGUCAAGUUUUACAUGAUAUUUCGAGCAGUUUAUUUUUUUCAUCGCGGCCCCUGGGGAUAGCCCAUAUGGUGGACUUGAAAUUGCCUAUACCUGCCAAAAGAUGAACGAUGAUGUCUAAAGGUCUUUUCAAUGUAUAAUGUGAGCAAUUAUGUUGCUUAGAAUAAAAUAAACCUGUAGACUUUAUAACUAAAUGAAGCACACCAAGAGGGUUAAUUCACAGACUAAAACAGUCCAUAACCAAGUAGCUCUGCUAUAACAGUUAAAUAUUGGAGAUUUAAAAUCAAAAGGCCAUCAGAGAGGGGUGAUGAGCCCUUCAUUUUUCCUCAAAACUACAAAGGCAUCUGAACCGGUGACAAGAGGGGUCGACAGCCAAGGAGCACGUCUGGAUACUGCUCCUCACCAAGCUAUACUAUAUUAUUCAACCCAAAUCUAUACCUGUGCUGUAUUAUAUCCUGUAAAAAACUAUCUAUUCGAACCUCUGAUCCAAACUGUCAAGCUGCCUUGAUUUCCACUUCUAGAAUCACUGCUACGACGAAAGUACGUAGUUGUGUAUUUAACAGCUUAGAAAUAAGAUAUGAGUCAUGGUUCUCUACCGGAUAAUACACAUACCUGUGACAUUCUGUCAGCCAACAAUUAUCUACUAGAAAUCUCAAGGUCAUCAAUGUGUAUGUCCCCACUCAAAUCCUUUCCAGUUCCGCCAGUUUAUCGCCUGCAGGAUUCUGGAGUCUUGACAUUUAUUAUGUACUAUUAUAACUACUUAACACCCAACAUAAAUCUUGUUAUCUUCAUUUGUCAAAAAAAGGUUCAGAUAUCAUUUUUUAUAUUAGAUAUGUAAUUUGUGGCUCAUAAAAUAUUUGUGUGGAUAUCAUUUUACAAGGCAUAGGUUAAAUGGUAUACUUAACUAAUUUUAGUACCAAAAGUACCAAACAUUUGUGGAUCGGGGUAAACACAACGUUCAAUACAAAUGGCCAUACUUGAGUGGCCACCCAAACUC
Messenger RNA from Gadus morhua (Atlantic cod), 3333 nucleotides. RefSeq names its product aromatic-L-amino-acid decarboxylase. Gene Ontology annotation, molecular function: aromatic-L-amino-acid decarboxylase activity; pyridoxal phosphate binding. The record is from RefSeq and is a predicted model, not a curated record. Gene Ontology annotation, cellular component: cytoplasm. Gene Ontology annotation, biological process: carboxylic acid metabolic process; amino acid metabolic process; catecholamine metabolic process. The transcript is spliced from 13 exons. NCBI's taxonomy places the organism in Eukaryota, Metazoa, Chordata, Actinopteri, Gadiformes, Gadidae. The coding region runs from base 110 to 1570 and encodes 486 amino acids.